UCUGACCAAAAGCGAAUAUGUUGUUGCUUGCAUAAAAGAAAUCUUAUUAAAAUGACAAAUUAUUGUAUUUUGUGCAAAUCGUCGGUAACCUCUGCAUCCAGUUAUCACAGGUUCCCGAAAGAUAAGGAUAGAAGAAGCAAAUGGUUGCAAGCAAUCAAGAUGAAUCAAGUUUCACAAUUUGCUCUGCUGUGCUCCAAUCACUUUAAAUUGUCAGAUUACCAAGAAACAUUAUAUGGACUAAGAGGGAGACUUAAAAACACUGCUAUUCCCGAAAUUACUUCACAAAAAAUCAAUUGUGAUAACAUAGCAUCAUCUAGUGACAAAGAAUUUCAUAUUGAAAUACAACAGAAUACAUGUAAGAAAGAAUCCGGUGAAAUUAAAAUAGAAGAAUGCAAUAUGAAAUGUAAUGAUGGUGCAAAAGAUAAUCCUAACUCACUGAAAAGAAAAUCAAUGGAGAAUAAAGAAGUAGACUUUCCUUUGAAACAUAUUAAAUAUAUAAAGGAUAUUAAUGUAUGCCAAGUAUCUAGAAAUCCGGACGAAGCGGCAAUGGUAUUAGACGUUGCAAUAGAAACAAUUACAGAACAGGCAAAGAAAAUACAAUAUUUGCAAGUGCAGGCAUGUAAACUAAAAAAGCGAGUGCAGAACUUGACUGAGUUAAAUAAACAUUUACACGACAAUAAUUUAAUUUCUGAAGAAGCUUUAGAACAUAUGAACCUCUAUGCUCCUGUUGUAAAAUCCAUAAUCCAAAAACUGUUAUCUAAACAUCAUAAGUUUACCACGUUCCCUCCAGAAUUGCAGACCUUUGCAGCGUCUUUACACUUUUAUUCUCCAAAAGCAUACGAAUAUGUACGAGAAACGUUUUUAAAUAUUUUACCUCAUGAAAGUACGAUUCGUUCCUGGUAUACCAAUGUGGAUGGUAACCCUGGAAUAUGUAAACCUGCGUUACAAUUUAAAAAAAAAAGGCAGACAUUGCGCGCGAAAAGAAUGAAGUAAUCCUGU
Messenger RNA from Trachymyrmex cornetzi, 999 nucleotides. RefSeq names its product THAP domain-containing protein 2-like. The record is from RefSeq and is a predicted model, not a curated record. Bases 52 to 993 code for a protein of 313 amino acids. The transcript is spliced from 5 exons. Lineage: Eukaryota; Metazoa; Arthropoda; Insecta; Hymenoptera; Formicidae. Gene Ontology annotation, molecular function: sequence-specific DNA binding.